CACAGACAUUCUAAGUUACGCAACAAUCAACUUUCCAUCACCCUUUCCUUAUUUAGAAACUCCACUUAAUCACAUUUCACCCAUUUUCAUCUUCUUCUCUUUCCCUUCAAGAAGCCUGGGUACUGUGCAAGAAACCCUUAUCCCCCCCCCCCUCAAUAUUUACUUUUGUUUAGUGCUACAGCUUUCACAAAGAAGUAAGGAAAAAAUAUGGGUCGUGGAAAGAUUGAAAUCAAGAAGAUCGAAAACCCCACAAACAGGCAAGUCACCUACUCGAAGAGAAGAAAUGGUAUUUUCAAGAAAGCCCAAGAACUCACUGUUCUUUGUGAUGCUAAGGUCUCUCUUAUCAUGUUCUCCAACACUAACAAACUCAAUGAGUACAUUAGCCCCUCCACAUCGACAAAGAAGAUCUACGAUCAAUAUCAGAACGCUUUAGGCAUAGAUCUGUGGGGCACUCAAUACGAGAAAAUGCAAGAGCACUUGAGGAAGCUGAAUGAUAUCAAUCAUAAGCUGAGACAAGAAAUCAGGCAGAGGAGAGGAGAGGGCCUGAAUGAUCUGAGCAUUGAUCAUCUGCGCGGUCUUGAGCAACAUAUGACUGAAGCCUUGAAUGGUGUGCGUGGCAGGAAGUACCAUGUGAUCAAAACACAAAACGAAACCUACAGGAAGAAGGUGAAGAAUUUAGAGGAGAGACAUGGAAACCUCUUGAUGGAAUAUGAAGCAAAACUAGAGGAUCGACAGUAUGGUUUAGUGGACAAUGAAGCUGCUGUUGCACUUGCAAAUGGGGCUUCCAACCUCUAUGCAUUCCGCCUGCAUCACGGGCACAACCACCACCACCACCUCCCUAAUCUUCACCUUGGAGAUGGAUUUGGAGCCCAUGAACUUCGCCUUCCUUGAGUGGUGCUUGAGGUCGACCUUCCAGCUUCAGACAUCUUAUCUAAAUGCGUGUGCUAACUAGAGAUGCUAUCUAAUAUUAUUUAAUAAUUAAUUAAGGGCCUGGAAGUAAAAAUACUUUCAUAGAUUGUAAUUUACCUCAGGGUAAUGUGUAUGGCAGCUUAUUAGAUUGUGAUUUGAGCAAGGAAUGUCAUUCCUUAAGGAUUAGUUAAAUAUUAAAGCUUUUUUUCACAAAUAUAA
Messenger RNA from Populus nigra (black poplar), 1128 nucleotides. RefSeq names its product agamous-like MADS-box protein TM6. Gene Ontology annotation, molecular function: DNA-binding transcription factor activity, RNA polymerase II-specific; protein dimerization activity; RNA polymerase II cis-regulatory region sequence-specific DNA binding. Gene Ontology annotation, cellular component: nucleus. Lineage: Eukaryota; Viridiplantae; Streptophyta; Magnoliopsida; Malpighiales; Salicaceae. The transcript is spliced from 7 exons. The coding region runs from base 208 to 891 and encodes 227 amino acids. Gene Ontology annotation, biological process: positive regulation of transcription by RNA polymerase II. The record is from RefSeq and is a predicted model, not a curated record.